CUUAUUCAUGUUGACUCUUGUUGUAGCAGAGGGGGAGCGGGAAUGCGCCCAUGCGCGGUGUCCGUGUGAGGGGCGAGCGGGGAGCAGCUGUGGCUCCUCCCGUCUCCUCAAGUUGAGCUCGGCACUGUUGUUCCUCUCGUCACAGUGGGGAGGACGGAGCCUCGGCGGCGCCUCUGCUAUGGAGCUCUGCGUCUGAAACUCGCCUUCCUCACGGCGGCGGGCGGACUUCGGGGAACGUCGUGGUUUGAGCUCCUCCAUCAUUCUCGUUGACGCGGACGUGGGUGUGUGAGUAGCGGAUCCGGGAAAUGUUGGCAUGGCCGCCUCGGGAGCUCCGAAGUGUCCGAAGAGUGACAAGUUGGACGAGGCGCAGGCUCUAGCCAGGAGCUGCGCGGGGAGACCGGACUUCCUGCCGUGCGACGGACUCUCCAUCUGCGCCACGCACAGCCACGGGAAGUGCUUCAAGCUGCACUGGUGCUGCCACUUGGGCUGGUGUCACUGCAAGUACGUCUACCAGCCCAUGACCAACGUGUGCCAGCUGCCCAGCACAGCCGUCCCGUCGGCCGCCACUGAGUACAGCGACACCAUUGACCUGUCUGCCUCUUUGGCCGAGCGCUUUCUGAAGCUGGCGCCAUGCUUUCAGUCCCCGCCUCACCUAGAGUCGCCCAAAUACUGCGUCAUUGCCGACUUGUUUGUGGACGACUACAUUGUCAAACGCAUCAACGGGAAGAUGUGUUACGUACAGCGCCCCCUGCCUGCACUCCCGGACCCUCCCCACCAUCCCACUCCUCCUGCUACUCCUCAAAAACCCCAGGCUCCAGCUCAGCCCAGACCACCCGUGAAGCCGACGCCGCCUGGCCCUCAGACCACGUCACCACCCCCAGUCCAGGCCGAGCUGAAGAAACCUUCCCUCGUGGACAAAGUAAAAGGCCCGAAAAUGGACCACUGCUCGUCCCCGUCUAGCUCUGAGGACUCCGGCAUCAACGCCUUGGGUCUUCACUACCUGGAGUCCUGCGAAGAGGGCAGCGAAGAGGAGGACGACGAGCUGAGCACCGACGGGAACUCCAGUCCGGGCAGCCUCUGGGAUCAGGACGACUGUUCCCUGCUUUCCCCGUCCAAGUCCAUGAUAGAGAUCAUCGAAAAGAUUGAAACAACUGUGUAACCCAGACACGUCUGCUCAAAUGACUGAGCGCAGCACCGAUGAUGGAAGGAAACUGCGGAACCAGGAAGGCCUCAGCGGGGCUGUGAUUGGUCGUCUUCAUUAUGUUUACCUGCAGGUGGGAAACGACUGCACGCCUGCACACACUCACUCACACACUCGGCCUCUUCCCACCCUGCAUGGAUCACACAACUGACUAGUCAAGAAAACAAGGAAGCACAAGACAACCAGAAGAAACUUUGACUGGAAACAGAAACACUUGCGCCUCUGCUUGACAAAUCUGUGAGGGAUGGUCGCUCCCGUCCAAAACAUGGAGUCGUUCAGUGAUGUAGUUGUGGCCAUUUAAACUUAAGAAAACCAAAAACAGCAGUUUUAAAUUGCCUCCAAAAAUAGAAAACGUAUGUGUUGUUUACAGAAUGUUGCGUGACAUUCAGAUUAAAAAUGCAUUUUAUUCUGUCAUCUUAUGUCGUUUUAUAUUAUAUUUGGGUUUUAGAAAUAGUGUCAUUCAUUUUUUUGGGACUUACAAAUCGAUUUGUAGCAACAAUGCUGAGAAGUGUCGGAAAAGCACUUACUCUUAUUAGUUUUACAUGUUUUAACAUGUAAAGCGUAAUGACUCCAAGAAGUCAAUUAACAGUUGCGAGUUUCCUUGGGCUCCAUCAUCAAAUUUCGACUGUAGCUUCAAGAAAAAUAGGGCGCAGGAUGUAAGGGAGCCGAACCGUUGCCAGGCUGCCAGACUGGCUUGCUCGCUCUCGGAAGUGAAACUGUAGAAGUUAAACAUCAUGAGCAUAGGCACUCUGUUUCCUCUAUUUCAAGCCCAAAAGUGAAUGAAGUGUCGAGUGAAUCGCUCAGGCGGAGACUCGUGUCUUUCUGGUCUGCGCCCACACACUUGAGUAAUACUUACAAAACACGCCAGAAUCAGGACACGGGCGCUUACUCUCGCGUCGGGUUUUCCCGCCUGGAGCAGCCGACACUCACACUUAUCACCUUUUCUAAGGCUGUUUUUCCCACAGUUUGUCUGCACUUUACCGACACGAGCACAGGCGACAGGUAGGCAGCAGGGUCGCUCUUUGACAAUCAUUUACCCACAAGCACAUUUCUCGACUGAAGUCGCCUCCGAGGGCAGUCGGUAUUGCUACAUCACUGGGCGUCCAGCUCAAGACGGUUACGUCCCUCAGCAGCCCAGAUGUUCAAAGAGCACGGCAGCUCAGGUGGUUCGGGAAGAUAUCCAAGUAUAUAGUGUAAAAUUGCAUUUGAGGGUCGAUGGAGAAAUGUGUUGUGGUGCCAGACUCGGCUCUGUGCUGCAGUGAUAAAUGUAUCGCGGCUUCGAGAGAUUACCUGACAGACGAUUGGUGUUGUGAUGUUGUGGAAGAUGUUCAUAAGUGGAAGAGAUACAACAUAAUAGUGGCUAUGAGAAAUUGUUUUGACCUUUUCCAGUCUACGAUAAACAACUCUCAUGACAAAACAAAAUAAACAGGAUGUGUUUUAUUAAUUCACACAACUGUUCAAGUCCCUGAUGUGGAUGUGAGGAAAUGUUUGUUGGAGGUUGAGCUGCGAGUAAACAAAUCCUGCAUCUGUUCAAAACAAAUGUUUCGUAUUCAGGGACAGCUCCCUCCCCACCCCCGCCCCCCAGACACGCCACUCAACACUGUUACUCUUAUUGUAUUACGUUCUUAUUACUGUUAUAUUAUUUUCAUAUAAAUAAAUAUUGAUAAACUGCUUCUUCUCUUGGAGUCUUUCUUGGAAGCAUCAAGACGUUGAUAUACUGAUGUCGGUGGUGAACAUAUCUGGUUGGGAAUACGGCCUGCUGCUGUUGGGAGGGGCAUUAAAGUUUUAGCCGCGCGUCUGGUCUGGGUAAAAAUAACUGUCCAGGAUGUACAACAUUUUGCAGCUGUCAAAACAGAAACCCAGAGACGUGUUCAGUGCGAUUCUCCUAAAUCAGCUAAAUGGUGCCCGACGUGCCAGACUCCGUAACCAGUUUAAGGCAGCGUGUAGCUCCAUCAUGCCAUAAUAAGGUUACCAAGCUCAUUUUUCAGAGCCAUGAUCAACCUGAAUUCUUUGUUUAAAUAAAUGUCAUUUCACAUGAGCCGUAAAGGGCAGGUUUAUCCAGUCGCUGCAGCGACCUUCUGGUGUCCGGGCUGACAAAAUAGAGACCUUGGCUCAGGUUAGAUGACAGCGUGGAAAUGCUGAAUGACAUUUGGUUGCAACCCAAAACAGGAAAGGGUUGGCAAACUGACCUUCUCGCCUUCAGUUGUUUUGUUUUGUUUUGUUUUUUUUUUCGAAACAGAGAGGUCGGCAAGUGCACAGAGCUCUUUCCCAGGAUAUUAAAAUUGAUUUUGGCACAAUGGAGUUGAACAACAAAGAGCUCAUCAACCGCAACACUGUUGGUGUUGCUAGCAGAGCGCAGAGUAAUAGUAGCAGGCAGUGGGGCUUAAUAAUUUCUGCUCAGUAUUGAUUAUUGGCUGUUGCCCUGUUUCUUAUAUUAAACGCGGACUGAUCGAUCGCUUGGAUACACCUCUCCUCCAUGACCACCAGAGGUCGCCAUGUUCUGAAUUUGACUGAUGACAGCAAAGACUGGAAAAUUCCGCUUCAAAAUACAGUGUAUGCAUUCUGUUGUCGCAGGAGUGAGCUCUCAUGUUUGAUGCUGGAAUAUGUUUCGGCAACAUUUGCCGCGGAUCACAGUCUGUUUGUCGCAUUAGCUACCAAGCUAACUGGUUCCCACAAAGCAUAACGCUGAUACCUGGGACCCGAGAGCACUGUUAUGUUUUUCUACGUGUUGAAUGUAAAGUAUUCUUAUGUUCUUUUUUAAAGUUGUGUCAACCUGUGGGAAAUUGUAGUUUCUAUAAUUUUCUUUACAGCUGUUCCAAAACAGCAUAUUGAAAACAAUGUUUUAAAUAUAUUGUGAAUAUUGUGAAUUGUUUUGCUCAUUUGCUCAGCUCUCGCAGGCAAUGAUGUCAAAAUUUUAAAAAGCUCAAAGAAACAAAGAAAUAAGUGUGAAUUAAAUAUGCACAGCAAAGAAGCUCCUGCGACGGAUACACAUAUAAUGUGAACGUAGGCAAAAGGGAUUUGUAACAGUACCAAGAUGAAAAAAAAGAAACUCCAUUGUUUUUUUUUUCAUUUUAUGUUUGUAAAGUGGCUAUUUUGAUCGUGAAAAGUAUGGAACACAAACUGAAACAUCAUGGCAACUUCAGGUAGUCCAGCUGCAAAAGGAAAUAAAGGUUAUUCUAAAACUGUUUCAGUGGGAAAACAUUACGACACUAAGUUAAAAUUCAAAACGUCACUUGCAUAAAGACACGUCUCUCUGUGGAUGUGCAGGCAAGCAUGUGACCGCAGGCACUGCUCGUCUGCUGAUGUUGUUUAAUCUACUCUGGUUGAGUCAUUGGAAAAAAGUGUGCGGCUGUCGCACUGAGCUCCACGUUAGGAAGAUGCGUUAGAUGGUGAAUAUUGUCACGCGUUUAAUCUCUGGCGUCACCAGUGCUGAAAAACUGAUGAGACGACAGACGGAAGUAUAACCUCAAUUAGACACUUAGACAAGGCCACGUUUUUAUAUUUCACGUCAAUAUCAAUCCAAAAUGAACUCCUCAACUGUGUGUUGUCAGUUGCCGGGAGAAAGAGUGAUCAUCCAAGACCAUAGAAGUGAAAAGCUAUUGAGCAGAAAUCUCUCUGCCUCAGAGUAUUCGCCUGUGGUUUGUAGCCCAGCGCCAAGUGAUGAAGGGAACAUUUUUAAAGGAGCGCGAGCGUCAUUCUUUGGCUGAUGAUCCUGGCAGAAUUACCUGCAGCAGCACAGAAAAUGAUUGAUCCCAACAAGGCCAGACAAGGAAAAGAAACAAACAAA
Molecule: messenger RNA, 4988 nt
Organism: Synchiropus splendidus (mandarinfish)
Lineage: Eukaryota; Metazoa; Chordata; Actinopteri; Syngnathiformes; Callionymidae
Product: UPF0524 protein C3orf70 homolog B
Exons: 2
Coding region: 314-1159 (281 amino acids)
Source: RefSeq, a predicted model, not a curated record